This is a messenger RNA of Haliotis rufescens (red abalone), 1945 nucleotides long. RefSeq names its product cytochrome c oxidase assembly protein COX15 homolog. Bases 48 to 1355 code for a protein of 435 amino acids. Gene Ontology annotation, biological process: heme A biosynthetic process. Gene Ontology annotation, molecular function: oxidoreductase activity, acting on NAD(P)H, heme protein as acceptor. The transcript is spliced from 10 exons. The record is from RefSeq and is a predicted model, not a curated record. Lineage: Eukaryota; Metazoa; Mollusca; Gastropoda; Lepetellida; Haliotidae. Gene Ontology annotation, cellular component: mitochondrial inner membrane.
GCUACACUUCCUUGAAACAUUUCAUUGGGGUUUCUGAAUGAAAGAAGAUGUUUUCUGGAUUCUGCUUAAUGCGAUCAGGGUUGACAGCUUCAACUGUGAGCCUUGCCAGUCGUGGAUUUCGUCACGUACUGCAGAAUCAGGUCCACUGUCCAAGAUGUCAGAAGGUGGUCCAAGGGACAAGGCAGUUCAGUGUCAUGAAACAUCUCAAACAACCUAAACCGGUGUCUGGGAUUUUGAGAUUUCUUCAGCCAGUCCGGAAGACCACGUCUUCUGCUGCAGGAAAGGUUGUGCCAGAGUUACCUCCCCAUGCCGAGAAGAUUGUGGGAGGCUGGUUGAUCGGAUGUGCGGGGAUGGUGGUGGGAGCAGUCAUCUUGGGAGGCGUCACCAGAUUGACAGAGUCGGGUCUGUCGAUGGUGGACUGGCGACUCCUCAAGGACAUGAAGCCACCAAGGUCACAGCAGGAAUGGCAGGAGGAGUUUGAGCGGUACAAGCAGUUCCCGGAGUAUAAAUAUGUCAGCAGCCAGAAAGAGGUGACGCUCAGUGACUUCAAGUUCAUCUACUACAUGGAGUAUGCCCACCGGAUGUGGGGGCGUGGCGUGGGGCUGGUGUUUGCACUUCCGGCUCUCUACUUCCUCAAGAAGGGCUGGAUCACUAAAGCCAUGAGGCCAAGGCUCGCCAUCUACGCAUCAUUCAUUGGUUUUCAAGGUUUCCUUGGCUGGUACAUGGUGAAGAGUGGUCUGGAGGAACAGAAGAAUCCUGACGGCGUCCCCCGAGUGUCCCAGUACCGCCUGGCGGCUCACCUGGGCUCCGCCCUCUUCCUCUACACGCUGUUCCUGUACGGAGGCCUGAUGCACCUCUCCAAGCCACAGAGGAUGCCCAACACGAAGCAGAUGACGCGACUGCGAGUCAUGACCCACGGAGUCCUUACCCUGGUCUUCAUCACAGCUCUGUCAGGAGCUUUUGUUGCCGGCCUCGACGCGGGUCUGACCUACAACUCCUGGCCCAAGAUGGCCGACAAGUGGAUCCCAGAUGACCUUGUAGCCUUUUCUCCCAAGUGGAAGAACAUGUUUGAAAACCCAACCACCGUCCAGUUCAACCAUCGACACCUGGCGGAGUCGACUGUGGUGGCAAUCACAGGCUUCUGGUGGAUGGCCCGCAAGGCCCCGAUAUCUCCACGGGCCCGCACAGCCCUCAACUGUCUCCUCGCAAUGGCAUUCGUCCAGGCCACCCUGGGUAUCUCCACCCUGCUGCUGUACGUCCCCACCCAUCUCGCCGCCACCCACCAGUCUGGCUCGGUCGCUCUACUCAGCUUCGCUACUUGGCUGGCCCAUGAGAUCAAGAGGAUGCCCAAAUAACUGGCGUUACCUGAACAAAAGACUGUUUGUCCUUCAAAGUUGCGUUCACAUCACAUCCCAUCCCUUGCCAUGUUGUCAUUGCAAGCUUCAUACUUAUUUAACCUUUGAAAAUGGAGCUGAUAAAUGUUGUAAAUGUAACAAUAUCUGACCCUUAAUAUGUUGUUUUUAUUAUUCAAACAGCCAUACCUUUUUGCAUCCCAAAGAACUCAAAAUAUAUAUUAUUUGCUUCAUUCUCAAUUUGUAUGCAUUUAGGAUGCAAUAAGUAAGAACCCUGUGCUACAUCAGAGAUGUAUCUGGACCUGAUCAGAGGCCAGUGUUAGGCCCCUGAUCUGAAGCAAAUCUGUAGCAAAUGUCCGUGCAAAUUUGCCAAAUGGUGUAGGCCCUCACUAGUCAUCAUAUAAGUGCAGCAGUAUCACAAGGUACAUGGGGUUUUAUGCGUCCUGUGUUUGGUUUUAUUGAACUAAAAGGGGAAGUGUACACGCAAAAAUCACUUUCUUUCUUUUUUUUCUAAACAAAACGCAAUUUUAGAAUUAGUUAGUAUCUGUGUUUGAAAAUAUAAACUCAUUUUUUUCACAGUGAAAGUAGGAAGC